Diaporthe batatas is the source of this 1260-nucleotide messenger RNA. RefSeq lists its product as uncharacterized. Gene Ontology annotation, cellular component: fungal-type vacuole membrane. Bases 1 to 1260 code for a protein of 419 amino acids. The transcript has 4 exons. The record is from RefSeq and is a predicted model, not a curated record. Lineage: Eukaryota; Fungi; Ascomycota; Sordariomycetes; Diaporthales; Diaporthaceae.
AUGAGGGAUCAGUCCUCGUCGCCUGCGAACCAGACACACUCCCCGAGACGCUCGAUCCGGCCACAACCGUCUUAUACCAAGACCAGGGGUCACUACAUUGUCGAGAAGGAGUUCAAGGACAAGAAUCGGUCUGCUCGAGGGACAAGGAGGGAUUCAUCCACCGGCAACCAGAGCGAGGACAGGAACCAGAUCCUUCCGGCCAUCACCAUGUCGGACAAAGCAGACCGGGUAUAUGAGCACGCGGAGAAGAGCGGAGGACUGACGAGACGCCAGAGGCUGAGGAGGCAUUGCGCAAGAUGGUGGUGGGCACAUCUUCUGGUAUUUAUUGCCAUCGUUGUGCUGGUGGUAUGCCUGAUUAUCUUCGUUGCCGUCCCCAGGAUCGCCCAGCAGCGAGUCGACGGCGCAGACCUUACCAUCCAGGGCAUCAUACUGUCGCAGGCUCAGUCCGAGAACUUCACCAUGGCCAUUAACAGCACUUUGAGAGCCGACGACAGCAUUCACGCCGUGAUCGACCCCUUCGAGGGAGUCAUGUACCUCGAGGACUGGGAGCCGCAGACGCCCUUCGCGCGGCUGCAGUUCCCACAGACGACGUCAGCUUCACAGUCAGCCGUCAAUUUGACGCAAUUUGUUGACAUCCUCGACAUGAACGCCUUCACUGUCUUCAACACCUGGGUCCUCGUCAAUGAGACCCUGCGCGUCAGCGUCGAGGGUGAUACUCACCUCAAGGUCAAUGGCAUCUCGCGCAAGUACCCUGUCCACUUCAAGAAAGUCGUCGAGCUGAAGGGGCUCAACAACUUCAACGGCACCACCGUACCCGAGUCCCGCGUCCAGCUGACCCCUGACGAGAACGGCGACAACUUCUUCGGAACCGUGGCCAUUCCAAAUGUCUCACUUCUAACCUUUGAUAUUGGCAACACAACCUUUAUCAAUUAUCUCCAAGGCCAGGACAUUGGGCGCGUAUUUGUGGACAACAUGGUGGUGCGCCCGGGCAUCAACAACUUCACUAUGCACGCCAACAUCUCGCAGACGCCCAUCCUGCAGGUGAUCCAGCAGCGGCCCUUCUGUGAGGAUGGCGUUCUUCCCAUGCAGCUGCGGGGCGACAAUGUUGUCAAUAACGGCCAGUACCUAAGCUACUACAGAGACUCGCUGGCCUCGACCAACCAGAGCGUAGACAUCGACGUUGGCGCCGACCUUGAGGAGCUAGGCUUGACCAUCAACUGCUCCAAUACGAAGAGAGCGAAACUUCCGUUUGUAUCGUGA